Messenger RNA from Exophiala aquamarina CBS 119918, 1626 nucleotides. RefSeq lists its product as uncharacterized. The record is from RefSeq and is a predicted model, not a curated record. Bases 1 to 1626 code for a protein of 541 amino acids. Lineage: Eukaryota; Fungi; Ascomycota; Eurotiomycetes; Chaetothyriales; Herpotrichiellaceae. The transcript has a single exon.
AUGAAGACUGGUCGGAGAUGUGAUGGAUAUAGUGAAGCUCCCACUAAAAAACGAGUCCCACAUGCCUUCAAGUUUGUCAACUAUGUCGUUAUUGGACCUUCUUGUCCUGUGGCAGUUUUCAAUCCUGUCGCACCCCAGCAGCAGCGACGUGCUUUCGAGUAUUAUCAACUGCAGGUGUCUCUUGAGCUUGCCGGACCAUUUGACGAAGAGCUUGAUGUCUGGAACAGAUUAGUCCUCCAAGCCGCAUAUCACGAAGAAGCAAUAAGACAUGCUGUUUGCGCAUUGGGCAGCUUUCACCAACAUUACAGUAUGUCAAGCGGCGAUAUCGUCUUGUUCUCCAAACAAGGUUUAGAGGAAUAUUCUCUAGCCCUAUUCGCACUGGCCACUGCAAAACAUAGUCAGAGAUUGAUGGAGGUGACAUUGAUAGGGUGUGUUCUCUUCACAUUUUGCGAGCAACUGCAGGGACAUUUUGGAUCUGCUAAGGCCCAUGUAGACAGUGGUUUCAAACUCUUGCAUGCAUAUGUGGGAUCUGAGAAAGAAAAGAAUUCUAGGCCGAAGGAACCUAAGGACUACCAGAGUUAUAUUCCCGUUGAGGCUUUGGUAACGUUGUUCAGAAGGCUUCAUCGCCAGUUGAUUGAGAUCGGACAACCCUCAUCAUACAUGAUCGACGAAAAUUUACUCAGCGGAGUGCCACAGAUUGACUAUCACUUUCAGUCCUUAGGAGCUGCGAGCUACGCUCUCGAAAGACUAGCACAGCAACUCAAUACCAUCACACAACAUGCUACUUCGAAAAACUUGAGCGCGCGCUCCCCCGAGAUGACUGUGCUGCGUGAGACUAGCUACAGUGGAAUUCUACGGGAGGUCAAUGAAUGGAAAAUAGCUUUUGAUGACUACUUAUCUUGCGAAACCCGACUAUCUCCACAAUCUCUGGAGCAGAGGGAAAAAGCUGUGCAGAUUUUACGGCUGUGGUAUUUUUCAACAAACCUCUUUCUACAACUCGACUCCCCUAACGAAGUAAUGGGUUAUGAUAAUUGCAAUUCAAUUUUCCACGCAAUGGUUGAGGUUGGCCACGAGUUGCUCUUGAAUCGUACAGACAUUCACCAACAGCCAGAUCUUCGCUCAACGAGAACACUCAAUAGAUCGUCAGCUCCAGUGAUCGAGAGCUUUAAGUUCACGAACGCUGAGUUGAAUAUGUUUAAGAACCAUGUUGAGAGGGACAACGACUUCCACGCUUUACUACCAUCCUACUUCUCACGACUUGAAGGACGAGGUAGACCAGUCUUCACACACGCAGCUCUUUCACCUCUGCCUCCCUUGUUUCUCGUUACCACAAGGUGCCGAGACCCGAAUCUGAGGCGUCAAGCUUUGAAGGUUCUUUCCCAACUUAAUCGACGUGAUGGAUUUUGGGACGCAAGGGUAGCAGCGACGUGCGCAGGACUUGUGAUCUACUCCGAAGAGCUCGAGAGUAACCGCUUGAACGGAGAAGCUACUGGUGCCUUCACUUCUACGGACAUCAAAUCUGCGAAGGAAGUUCGGGCCGACUGUAGAAUGGUGGGCAUUCAAUCACAAUUCGGUGAAGGUAGAUCAAUGACCCUCAGUGUGCUGAAAGCACCUGCGGCACCAUAA